This is a messenger RNA of Lycium barbarum (goji berry), 2103 nucleotides long. RefSeq lists its product as uncharacterized. The record is from RefSeq and is a predicted model, not a curated record. Bases 1 to 2103 code for a protein of 700 amino acids. NCBI's taxonomy places the organism in Eukaryota, Viridiplantae, Streptophyta, Magnoliopsida, Solanales, Solanaceae. Gene Ontology annotation, molecular function: RNA-DNA hybrid ribonuclease activity; nucleic acid binding. The transcript is spliced from 7 exons.
AUGAGAGCAGAUAGUAGACCAAUUAGGAAAUCUUUCAGGUUUCUUAAUUUUUGGGUGGAGCAUGAAUCUUUUCUAGAUGUAAUGAAAGAAAAUUGGGUGGAAUCUUAUGGCUUAGACCCCUUUUUUAACUUUCAUAAUAAGUUAAAAAAGGUAGGAAGAGCUCUCUCUAAGUGGAGUAGGGACACUUAUGGUGAUAUCUUCAAGCAAAUUGCAACUCUGGAGGAAGUGGUGCAGGUGCAUGAGCAGGAAUUUGAACAGAAUCCUACAGGGCUUAACAGGGAAAGGCUACAAAGGGUACAAGCUGAUCUGAUCAGGUUUUAUGCUAUUGAAGAAAAAAUUUGGAGACAAAAAGAAGGGAUGCAGUGGUUUCAGGAUGGAGAUAGGAACACAAAAUUCUUUCAUGCUCAUGUCAAUGGAAAUAGAAGAAAGCUACAAUUACAGAGAAUUCAAGAUCAUACAGGUACAUGGCUGGACACUGAAGAAGAGAUUGCGCAGGAAGCAAUCAGAUUUUUCUCAGACCAAUUCAAAGAGGAAAAUAUCCCUACAGAUUUCUCUAUGCUUGAUAAGAUUCCUAAAAUGGUUACAGAAGAACAAAAUCAACAACUCUAUGAAAUGCCAGAUGAAGCAGAGGUGAAAAAAGCAGUUUUUGGUUUAAAUGGAGACAGUGCAGGGGGUCCUGAUGGUUUCACAGGAAGAUUUUUCCAAGCUUGUUGGGAAAUUAUUGCAAAUGACUUGGUGACCAUGGUGAGAUCAUUCUUCUGUGGGCAUGAACUCCCAAGCUUGAGUAACAUCACUAGCAAAGUUAUCUCAAGAAUCAUUCAUGAAAGACUGAUAUAUCUGCUGCCUGAGAUCAUUUCACCUCAACAAUCAGGAUUUGUUAAAGGCAGGAGUAUUGUAGAAAACAUUCUGUUGGCUCAGGAAAUUGUACAUGAUAUUAGGAUUAGAGAAAAGCCUGCAAAUGUUGUCAUUAAGCUUGACAUGGAAAAGGCUUAUGACAGGGUUCCUAAAAAGGAUUUUCCAUUCACAUAUUUGGGUGUACCAAUUUACUAUGGGAGAAGAAGGAACAUUCACUACAAGGAGAUAAUUGAAAAGAUUCAGAAUAGACUGAGCUCAUGGACUGGUAAGCUGUUAUCUAUUGGAGGAAGGACAACACUGAUUAAACAUGUUUUACAGGGCAUGCCUAUACACCUACUAUCCAUUUGUGACCCUCCUAGUGCUAUACUUGCUCAGAUUCAUAGAUUGUUUGCUAAGUUCUUUUGGAGCAACUCUGUGGGAAAUUCAACCCCUAGUGGAGCAGGUACUUAUGUGUGGAAGAAGAUGAUUAAAUACCGAGAUGAGAUGGAACAUGAGAUAUGGUGGAAGCUUCAACAAGAUUUUGAGUGUGAUCCCACAAUCAUCCUUGUAAAAGAAACUGCAGAAGUGGGGCAAUGGGAUGAACAAUUGCUAAGAAGAAUCCUUCCUGAGGAUCUAGCAGACCAUAUUGUGCAGCACAUUAAUCCACCAAAUGAAAAUGGCCAAGCAGAUAAGGCUUUCUGGAAAUUAGAUUCGAGGGGGAAAUUCACAGUUGGGUCUGCAUUUCAAUUGCUCAGACAAAGAAAAGACCCCAGUAAUUUGUAUAAGCAGAUGUGGAUUAAAGGACUACCAAUAAAGAUAUCCUUUUUUAUUUGGAGAUUUUGGAAGUUCAAGCUACCACUGGAUGAUAAGUUGAAGAAAUGGGGACACCAAUUCCCUUCCAGAUGCUAUUGUUGUCAACAUCCAAAAGUGGAAGAUACCUCCCAUGUCUUUUUACACUCACCAACAGCUCAAGCCAUCUGGAAGUAUUUUUGUGGACCAGUGGGAAUAAAUACUGAGAAUUUGCAAAGAUAUUCUCCAAAGAUAAGAGUAACACCAGUGACUUGGAGAACUCCAGAUAUUGGAUGGAUAAAAGUCAAUACUGAUGGACCCUCAAGAGGAAACCCGGGUAGGAGUUCAUGGGCCUUUUGUGUAAGGGAUGAAAGGGGAGAUGUGAUACAAGCACAAGCCAGAGAAAUAGAGGAUCUUCAAAGCACCAACACUGAGGCAGAGGCCCUAGCCAUUUUACAGGCUCUCAGGUACACAAACUAA